AUGGACUCGUCUGCUGUCUCACGAGCGCCAUCGCCGGCUCCAACACCCCGCCACAUCCCGUCGCUGCCCUCCCUACUCCCCGCCCCGGCAGCUCCUCCCGCAAAGCGUACCAACCUCGUCGAGCUCAAGCUGCGCCUGGCUGAGCUGCUGACGCCUGAACAAGGCGCCGUGUACUGGGCUGGCCUGGGCGACUUUGUCUGCGGGCGGAUCAACAGGCAGGAAUGGGACGAGGUGUUGAAGCGGGCGUUCGGCAAGGACAGGGCGAGGCGGGCAGAAGCAGUCAAGUUGCACAACGCUCUCCUCCUCGCGAUACUCUACAACACGACUCGCCCGUUCCUCCCUCCUUCUUCCGUCCGACACUCUGGCUUUCACCCACGAGGGGCGAAGAAGCGCGGUCUCGCGGCGGGCGAAGGUGGCGAAGUGGAGGAAAAGAGGCGGCGACUGCUCAAGGACAAGGUGAUGGCUCUCGGCAGGCGGGAGCGCGGCGAUGUCAAGCUGCUGGGUACGGCGAGUGCGGGACCGGCAUCGGCAUCUUCAGGGCGGGGGAAAGGGCUGGCGGCGGUUGAGGAGGAGCGCAAGCGGAAGCGAAGAGCGGGCGAGGCUUUGAGCGAAGCAAUGGGUGGUGCAAGUCGCGGUGGUGGCGGUCGGAUUGAGAUGGAUGGCGUGCCGAGGGCCCUGCGAGAGCGGGAGAAGGAGGGUGCGCCGCUGCCGCCGACUUUGUCGCAAGAUUACCUUCGCCUCGUUCAGACGCCGCUCUGUUGCGAGUCUCGUGUUCUGCCGGACUCGGAGACCCUGCGGGAUCGCAUGACGGCGACGGCGUACGAGGAGGGCUUGGCGGAAGGCGUCGAAGGACGAGCAUCUACGCUUGUGCAGGGUGCCAUGGAGCAUCACCUCAAGAACAUGCUCGCUGCUGUCGUCUCCCUUGUUCGCGGCACUCGACAGGCUGCGCCUCCACCUCCUCGAACAGCUUCUUCCUCUACUGUUUCGACACCAGCGCCCUACUCUACGUCGACCUUCGCGCCAGCCGGCUCUGCGCCAUCUGCUCCUUCCCCCGCACCGCCUGCUGCAGCCUCUCCCGCACCGGACGCUUCGCUCUCACAGGAGCCCGUCGACGAGCGAGAACCGCUCACGAUUGCCGACUUCCACGCCCUCUUCGCCAUCUCCCCCUCGCUCCUCGGCCAACAUCCCAACGUUGGUGCCGUCGAGCGGAUGUACGCCCUGCCUCCACCCGACUCGGACACGUCGGAUGAGGAUGAGAGCGAGGCUGAGCGCGAGGAGGCGCAUGCGCAGGCGAGGACGGCGGAUCAGCAGAAGGCGCUUGAAGCAGCAAGGGACGCCGAGGGAGCCACCGAGAUGCUCGGUGCGAAGCCUCUUAACGCAGCGGUUGCCACGCUCUCGUCGGGUGCGUCGAGCUCAACUGGCAUGGGUGCCGGCAAGAAACCUCGCUUGUCUCGCUCGCGCGCAUCCUCGUUCUACGGCGCGACUCGGCCUGUACCGGUUUCGGCUCCCUCCUUCGCCAGCGGCAUCAAGGGCAAGGGGCGCUUCGUCAUCGACCCCUCUUCCCUCCAUGGCAUUCCCGAAGGUCACCCCGCCGUUCCGCAUCUUCCCUCAACUCCUCAGCCUCUCCUUCCUGCGCACCUCGCUGGUCCACCCGUCCCUUCCGCCUCGCCUGCAGCAGCAGCUGCCGCGAGCGCGUCGACCACCGCGCCUGGUCAGCUUAGUCCGAAGAGUCUUGCCUUGCGCAACUCGCUCUUCCCGGAGCUGAUGGGCGAGUCUGGCACGGCGACGCCAGCAGGCGAUGCUGUUUCGAACGGCGAUGGCAACGGGACGACGACGGAUGGCGGCGAGAGCGAGUCGGAAGACGACGGCAAGGGGCUGUCGGGAACGCCAGCGCCGCCUUCAACCGGUCUCAAGAUCAAGCUUGGCAACUCUGCUGUCGGUCAAGCGGGUCAGACUGGCAGGCGCGCGAGCAUGUCAGGACCACCGGGAGCGGGACGGCCGAUGCCGACGAACGAGAAGGACCGCGAGGCAGGGAGGAAGCUGUGGGAGGUCGUCGACUCGGUUGGGCUGCUCAACGGGGUGCUGCAGUAA
Molecule: messenger RNA, 2091 nt
Organism: Rhodotorula toruloides NP11
Lineage: Eukaryota; Fungi; Basidiomycota; Microbotryomycetes; Sporidiobolales; Sporidiobolaceae
Exons: 4
Coding region: 1-2091 (696 amino acids)
Biological process (GO): regulation of transcription by RNA polymerase II
Cellular component (GO): SAGA complex
Molecular function (GO): transcription coactivator activity
Source: RefSeq, a predicted model, not a curated record